Mytilus trossulus (common blue mussel) is the source of this 1327-nucleotide messenger RNA. RefSeq names its product DNA-directed RNA polymerase III subunit RPC6-like. The record is from RefSeq and is a predicted model, not a curated record. Bases 113 to 1054 code for a protein of 313 amino acids. Gene Ontology annotation, cellular component: RNA polymerase III complex. The transcript has 9 exons. Lineage: Eukaryota; Metazoa; Mollusca; Bivalvia; Mytilida; Mytilidae. Gene Ontology annotation, biological process: transcription by RNA polymerase III.
UAUUCCGUGCGAGUCUAGAAUUACACAUAACUUCCUGUUUGUACUUUCACUUUGUCCACAUGACUUUCGACUUUGUAUUUGAGAUUUUCCUACAUAAAUAAAGAACCAAAUUAUGGCUUCAGCUGUGGCUGUAAAGGAAGAACCGGCUGAAACUUUGGAUUUUGAAAACAGGAUUAUAGAAUUAUGUCAAGAACAGCCAGAUGGAAUCACUGAUGCUAUAAUUAUGAAAGAUUUACCAUUAUGUACUCCACAACAGCGUGUUACUUGUAUAAAUAAACUAUUGUCUACAGGUAAAAUAGAUUUACUGAGAAGUGGGAACAAAUUGAUCUACAAACUGAAAGAUGCUGAUUCUGCAAGCCAAGCUAAAGGAGGAGAUCACCAAGAGAAAGUAGUAUAUCAAAUCAUUAAAGAAGCUAACAAUAAAGGGAUCUGGAUAAGAGAUAUAAGAUAUAAAUCCAACUUAUUACUGACUCAAGUCAACAAGAUAUUGAAGAAUUUGGAAAGUAAAAAAUUAAUAAAAGCAGUUAAAUCUGUAGCGGCAUCGAAGAAGAAGGUGUACAUGUUAUAUGACUUAGAACCAGCCCAGUCUGUCACUGGAGGAGCUUGGUAUAGUGAUCAAGAUUUUGAAUCAGAAUUUGUAGAAGUAUUGAAUCAACAAUGCUUUAAAUUUUUAGAGCAAAAGGCAGCCAUUGCACGAGACACCAAAAAUGAUCCAAUGGCUCAAAGAAAUGCUUCAUUUACUCCUUUACAAGAUAUUUGGAAGUUUAUAUCAGAGUUAGGGAUAAGUAAGGUUCAGUUAACCAAAGAGGACAUAGAAACAAUUCUGAAUACCCUGAUAUUUGAUGGGAAACUGGAAUGUACCAUUGUUGCCUCAGCAGGUGGUUCAGGGGAUGCUGGGAGAUCUAAGCUGUACAGAGCUAUAAAUCCAUUGGUGGAGACUACAGGACUUAUGAGAAUGCCAUGUGGUUCAUGUCCUGUGUUUGACAAAUGUUAUGAAGGAGGAGCUGUGUCCCCAACUACAUGUAUUUAUAUGAAAGAAUGGCUGGAUAGUUGAUAAACAUUGAGAAGCAUUUGCUGAGAUAUAUUUUGAACUACUGCUUGCCAGUACUUGGCUUGUUACAUGUGUAUACUGUAUUCAGAGCUGACAAUGAAUGAGAUCUGAUGAAUCUUACCAUGACUAGUUCUAGUUGUGGAUGAGAUCUACCGGUAGUAUGAGAUUAUUGGAAAAUUAAUUCUUUUGCAAUAUUUUGAAAUAGUAAUGAAAGAACAUUGUCAUUUGUAUGUAAGACAGUAGUAUUGAUAAAGUUUAACGACAUGUAGACUGUUA